UAAAUCAUUUGUGUACGCGAGCUCGAGGUAACCGCACGCCUGCUUUCGUGCGCUCUACAUUUUUGUGCUUCGAACUGUUCAUAACAUUUAUAUUAUUUUAUUACUUAUAAUUUUGUGAUGGCUCCGGUGUCUAAUAAUGUUGUGGGUAUCGACGAUGAUCAGCGUUUUGCCCUUAUGAAGUUUAGAAGGAGCGUACGGGAUGUCUUAAAGCCUGAGCACAAUGACCACUUUUUACUGAGAUGGCUUCGAGCCAGGCAAUGGAACCCAGAGGCGGCUGAAAAAAUGCUGAGAGAUUCAAUGAAGUGGCGUGAAAAAUGGGGCGUGGAUACAACCCUGGCGACCUGGACACCGCCCUCUGUGUUAGAGCAGCACUUCCCGAGUGGCAGUACUGGAUUUGACAAAGAAGGUUCACCAUUAAUAAUAGUGCCUUUCGUGGGUUUGGAUGUAUGGGGCCUGCUGCACUCGGUGACGAGGACCGACAUCAUUCGCCUGGUGCUGGUGCACCUGGAGAACUACCUCACGCUCGCCAGGAAACAGGCGCAGACUCAUGGACCCACUGCUCUUAAGGUAACAGUCCUGUUCGACCUGGAGGGAUUCAGCAUGCGGCAGUACGCGUGGAAGCCGGCUGCGGAGAUGGUGUUUACUAUGCUGCAGAUAUACGAGGCCAACUAUCCCGAGAUACUGAAGAUUUGCUACAUUGUUAACGCUCCAAAAGUAUUCUCGCUGGCCUUCAACGUGAUCAAAAAGUUCAUGCAUGAGUACACGAUCUCCAAGAUCCGCAUCUACGGCAGCGACAGUAAGAAGUGGCAGGCGCAAGUGCUCACCAUGGUGGACAAGGAUCAGCUGCCACAGCACUAUGGCGGCAGCAUGGUUGAUGAGAAUGGCGACCCUAGAUGCAGUUCUAUUGUUAAACCUGGUGGUAAAGUCCCAAAGAAAUAUUACGCGCGUAACAUGCAGAACGAGGCGAAGAAAGAAUACACGAAAGUGACUGUAAAGACUGGAGACAAGCACUGCGUAGACCUCUUGUGCGCGGAUGGCGAUAGUGUGUUAAGAUGGGAAUUCGGUGUGGAAGGCCACGACAUCAAGUUCUCGAUAAAGAGGCGAGAUCAGGACGGCAACGAGACCGUGGUGCACGAGCCGCGCAAGGUGUCUGAGGGACCGCCCGACGUCGGCGUGCUCUCCGUCAGCGGCCCAGCCACUUACUCAGUAAUAUUCGACAACAAGAACUCAUUCCUGAGGAGCAAGAAGGUGUACUAUGACGUCAUCAUAUCUGUUCCGGAGAGAGAUCUCAACAUGAGCGACGAGCCGGAAGACUUGGAGGCGGCUAGUGCUGUAGCAGCUUCGUGAGACUUUAUAGUGUUGAAAUACCGUAUAUUAUUGUAUGAUUCAUCAUAUUUAUGUUUCAUUAGCAUUAGCUCAAUGGUUAAGGUGUCAGAAAACACUGAUAGGUCACGGAUUCGAUCACGAUUGAACCAUUGUCCAAACGUUCUUUACGAAUUAUGAUGUUCCUUGGAAAGGUAAAGAGACUAUUGGUCAUCAAACAUAGAUAA
Molecule: messenger RNA, 1550 nt
Organism: Bicyclus anynana (squinting bush brown)
Lineage: Eukaryota; Metazoa; Arthropoda; Insecta; Lepidoptera; Nymphalidae
Product: SEC14-like protein 2
Exons: 10
Coding region: 118-1347 (409 amino acids)
Cellular component (GO): cytoplasm
Source: RefSeq, a predicted model, not a curated record